Molecule: messenger RNA, 1116 nt
Organism: Mollisia scopiformis
Lineage: Eukaryota; Fungi; Ascomycota; Leotiomycetes; Helotiales; Mollisiaceae
Product: mitochondrial tricarboxylate transporter
Exons: 4
Coding region: 199-1116 (305 amino acids)
Biological process (GO): mitochondrial citrate transmembrane transport
Source: RefSeq, a predicted model, not a curated record
ACAGCUGAAAAAAACAAGUGCAGUACGUACGGGAAAUUCUAGGCAAGAUAGGAUCUGGUUCCGCCAAUUUCCGACACGGAGAAGACACCGCAGUGCUCUAAGCGCUUUCCUGCAUACAAGAUAGAGUGUUGUGUGAAGUAUCAAAACUGCCAUUUACAAAAGAGCGACUGUAUCGCCGGUCCUUUUAGAGAAAGGAGAAUGGCAGGCAACGAAAAACCAAACGCAGCGACCAAAAUAAUAGCAGGGGGUUUCGCAGGAGCAUCAGAAACCAUUAUUACGUACCCCGCAGAGUUCAUCAAAACUCGCCGCCAACUCCCGCAACAUGCUCACGGCAGUAUAUCUUCCAUCGCCGUUAUUCAAAGCACCUAUCGCACCUUUGGAUGGACAGGUUUCUACUCAGGCUGUGGAGCAUUGGCAAUGAGCAAUACACUGAAGAGUGGCAUUCGUUUCUUUUCAUUCGAGACCUCGAGAGACCUUUUGGAUAAACUCUUCCAUACACAGCAAGGUCAGAGAAGUCCCUGGGUGAACGUGCUCUCUGGACUUAGUGCCGGGGUGGUGGAGGUUUUAUUGGUCGUGACACCUGGAGAAGCUUUGAAGACAAGACUUAUUAAGGAUUCUGGACCCAAGGGCCAGAGGGUUCUGUCAGGAAGAGGAGUUUUUGGUGCUAUGACGCAUAUCGUGCAGAGGGACGGUAUUUCAACGUUAUGGAAAGGCGCGAUUCCAGUCAUGAGUAAACAAGCUACCAAUUCCGCAGUAAGGAUCUCGACUUUUGGAGCAAUGCAAGAACAAGUGGCAAAGCGCUGGCCAAGAUGGGAGGGUCAAGUUGUGACGACACUCACGAUUGGAGCCAUAAGCGGGGUGGUGACAGUGUAUGCUUCGAUGCCAUUUGAUAAUAUGAAGACUCGCAUGCAAGGCUCAUGUAACGAGUACAGCGGUAUGGUAGAUUGCGCCAGGAAGUCGUUGAUGAUGGAAGGUGUCGGUGUCUUCUGGAGAGGUACGACACCAAGAUUAGUGAGAUUGACGCUUUCUAGCGGUAUAACAUUUACUGUUUAUGAUCAAGUCGUCCGAGUCUUGAGAGCAGCUCAGCAACCCCAUACGGAGAUGCACCUCGCAUGA